CGUAGCGUCGGACGGAAGUGGGCGUGUCCUGUGUUUGUUGCCGGAAGUGACCCAGGGAGAGGAAAAGAGAACAUGCCGAAGGUGGUGUCUCGGUCGGUGGUGUGCUCGGACACCCGGGACAGGGAGGAGUAUGAUGACGGCGAGAAACCUCUCCAUGUCUACUACUGUCUGUGCGGGCAGAUGGUGCUAGUCCUGGAUUGCCAGCUGGAAAAACUUCCCAUGAGGCCUCGGGACCGAGCCAGACUCAUCGAUGUGGCAAAACACGCUCACAAGUUCUGUAAUGUAGAAGAGGAGGAAGCAGUGUAUCUGCGCAGACCGGAGGGGAUUGAAAGACAAUACAGGAAAAAAUGCAGCAAGUGCAACCUCCCCCUCUUCUACCAGCACUCUCAGAAGAAUAUCCCCGCAACGUUCAUCUUCAGUGGAGCCUUGGUGAAGUUUGGACAAGGGUUCGGAAAAACAAAUAUAUUCACUCAGAAGCCCGACCCCCCUAAAAAGGUGAUGAUGACCAAACGUACAAAAGACAUGGGCAAGUUCAGCUCGGUCACCGUGUCCACCAUCGAUGAAGAGGAGGAGGAGAUCGAAGCUAGGGAGAUUGCGGACUCCUACGCCCAGAACGCCAAAGUCAUCGAGAAGCAGCUGGAAAGGAAAGGAAUGAGCAAGAGGCGGCUGCAGGAACUGGCUGAACUGGAAGCAAAGAAAGCCAAAAUGAAGGGAACGCUGAUUGACAACCAGUUCAAGUAGAAGAGACGUCCCGAGCGAAGGCGACGGCGUUCUUGUGAGACUCGCCAGGCGUAACGCGCGGUUUUACAAGCUCAUUGACAGGUGUGCGCGACAGGAUGGAGCGCCUUCCUCUGUGAUUGCAUCCCGCUGGGAGGACAUCCCUACACCCCCUUGUAUCAAGAACGCUGGUGAAGGUGGGGGAGUGCUACGCCGAUUUGUAUAUACUCUUAAAUAUUUUAUAAAGAGGGGGGGCGUAACAUGUUGGGGGAGACAACAAAUACACCUCGUUGGGAGGGUAAUAGAUUAUUUUUUUGUAUCCGAAUUACAAUUACAUGGUCAUUUUUUCUUUUCCUGUAGGAUUUUUUAUUUUACGUGUAGAAAAAUGUAAAACCGUCAAAUAAAAACUGAUAUUCUUGGUUG
Molecule: messenger RNA, 1140 nt
Organism: Rana temporaria (common frog)
Lineage: Eukaryota; Metazoa; Chordata; Amphibia; Anura; Ranidae
Gene: STEEP1
Product: STING1 ER exit protein 1
Exons: 7
Coding region: 73-741 (222 amino acids)
Source: RefSeq, a predicted model, not a curated record